CUCCUUGAUUAAACGAAAUUCGAAAAACUAAUUGCACAUAAUGCCCAUCCAACCGUUCGAAAUGAGUACGGCCAGUAUACUGUCCAUUGUAGGAACUACUUGGAAUGUAGCCAGCGAGAAAGUGGAUCGGUCGAGGGUCACUCGCACCACACAGAGCUUGGCGGCAGAGGCAGCGAAAGAACUCAGAGAGACGGCCUCUACGAGAGAUCAGGCGCUGCACAUCAUGAGGGAUUGGAUACAGAAGAAUAAUGACAUCAAAAAUGUACGACAAGAUGACGCCUUCUUGCUACGUUUUCUGCGCCAUAAAAAGUACAGCGUGCCAAUGGCCCAACAAACACUAUUAAAAUAUUUGAAUUUGAGAAAAUACUAUCCUGAAAUUUUUAUGAAGAUGGAUUGUGAAGACGAGAAUAUACAAGAUAUAAUCAAUAAUGGGUACAUGGCGGUAUCUCCAGUUCGGGACAGCAAAGGUCGACGGGUCAUCAUUUACAACAUGAGUAAAUUCAAUGCCAGUAAGUUGACAUGCUGGGACAUGUGCCGUGUGCAUACCCUGAUUUACGAGAGUCUGCUGGAAGACCCCAUCGAUCAAAUCUGUGGGUUCACUCAUGUGGGCGACGGCAGCGGUGUUACUGGAGCGCACAUUACCGCUUGGAAUCCAACUGACUUCGCCAGAGUGAUGAAAUGGGGCGAGCAAUCAAUGCCAAUGAGACAUAAGGAGUGCCACUUAAUUAAUAUACCAACCGCCAUCAAAUACAUUAUAGACUUCGCAAAAAGCAAAGUUACACAAAAAAUGGUAUCAAGGCUUCAUAUACAUUCAUCUCUAAAACAGCUUCACAAAAAAGUAGACGUGGCAUGUCUGCCCACAAUAUAUGGUGGAGAAAUACCACUCCAGGAUAUGAUAACAUUCACUAAACAACUGAUAAGCGACCAGAGGAAAAAGGUGUUAGCACUGGACGAUAUGCAAAUAUUGAGCACAAGGGGCAUCAUAUCAUCUAGAGCGAAACCUGGUCAAAACGAUACUGUAUCAGUAGAAGGCAGUUUUAGGAAAUUAGAAAUAGAUUAACUUUUUAAUAAUAUUAGGUGUGAUU
This is a messenger RNA of Achroia grisella, 1085 nucleotides long. It is a transcript of the gene Cralbp, whose product is annotated as retinaldehyde-binding protein 1. Gene Ontology annotation, molecular function: phosphatidylinositol bisphosphate binding. The transcript has 7 exons. The record is from RefSeq and is a predicted model, not a curated record. NCBI's taxonomy places the organism in Eukaryota, Metazoa, Arthropoda, Insecta, Lepidoptera, Pyralidae. The coding region runs from base 41 to 1060 and encodes 339 amino acids. Gene Ontology annotation, cellular component: membrane.